Dermacentor andersoni is the source of this 779-nucleotide messenger RNA. RefSeq names its product serine protease inhibitor swm-1-like. NCBI's taxonomy places the organism in Eukaryota, Metazoa, Arthropoda, Arachnida, Ixodida, Ixodidae. The record is from RefSeq and is a predicted model, not a curated record.
UUAGUUAUACUGGUCUUUCGACCAUAUAAAAUGUCCCGUUUCACAGCAGUGCUUCAGUAAGGGCCACGUAGCACACCUGUCCCGUAGCGUUAAAACUGUAGUAAGUAUGCAGAAGACAGGACUGAGACUUCUAGUUAUAGUCGUCGUUUCCCUUGGCUUGGAACUUGCAAAUGGCCAAAAUAAGUGCAGCUAUUUGGAGGUGCCAGUGAGAGGCUACGCUCCUCAGAGGGACCGUUUCUGCAAACCUUGGCUCACGCUACACGCUAAGCUGUACGAGCGGCGCUGGUGCCUAUGCAAACCGGGUUACAUACGCAACGCCUGGGAAGAAUGCAUCGAAGAAAGGCAAUGCGGCAGCUGCUGGUACAGGGACAACAUGGACUUCAACCAGUGCUCGUCCGCCUGCCCUGUGGUCUGCGGAAAACGUGUCCCCACGGUCUGCACGGAUCAAUGCGUCAUUGGGUGCACCUGCCCCCCUGGAUUCGUGCUAGACCCCUUGCGGCAGAAGACCUGCGUUCCAGUUAGAGGGUGUCUUCCCCGCUGUCCACGCAAUUCUCGCUUCCAGAUAUGCGCAUCAACUUGCGCACCGACGUGCCUUGACCCUCGACCAAGUGGCUGCGAAAUUCGAUGCCAUGAAGGUGAAUGCGUUUGCUUGCCCGGAUUCUACAAGACCUUUAGCGACGGAAAAGAAAUGUGCGUACGCUGGAACCAGUGUACAGCGAGAGCAGAAUAAACGCACAUUUGUGGAACCUGAUGCCCAUAUGCUCUCGUCCGUUCUAUUA